CUCAGGCAGAAGGCAAAUAGUACCUCUAAACGGAGAUACUGUAUGUUUAGCUGCUAAUCUGCAGGCAAUCCCAGGCUGUUAUUUGAGACGUAUUACUGUGCUCUGACCCAGCAGCUCCCUUUGCUCUGACAGGGACCUGCUCAUAAAGGUUGGAUGACGUCAGAAGCGGGUCUAGUCAUUAACAGCAUCGCCUGCCAGCGCCGCUGCUGUUGCUCUUGUGCGUCUCGGGAGGACUUGAUAUCCGUCUGUUUGCUAUUGUCUUACUCUUUUCGGGACUAACAUCAUGGGGAGAUUAGAUGCGCUCCGACAGUUUAACUUCAUCCAGUGGCUCAGAGAUGAGAGACAGUCGAGGAAACUGAUUCUGUUCAUUGUUUUCGUCGCUCUGCUCCUGGAUAACAUGCUGCUGACUGUAGUCGUUCCCAUCAUUCCCAGCUAUCUGUACAAACUGGAUGAGUCAGCAGAUAUGGUCUUGAAGAACAACACCCUGCCAGAGCAUUCUCCUCCAGAAGCCUUCCACAGCAUUGUGUCUUUAUAUGAUAACACUGUGAGGUCAUCAGGCUCCAACACUACAGCCAGGUCUACUGGUCUGGUCCCUACUCUUCCCACCACUACAGAGCUGCCACAGAACUCCUCUGACUGCCCCGAGUCCACAAGCAAGCUGCUCAAUGAGAAUGUCAAAGUGGGAAUGCUGUUCGCCUCCAAGGCCACUGUGCAGCUUAUUACCAACCCCUUUAUAGGGCUGCUCACAAAUAGAAUAGGAUACCAACUUCCAAUAUUCGCUGGAUUCUGUAUCAUGUUCGUCUCUACUAUCAUGUUCGCCUUUUCAUCGAGCUACGCUCUGCUGUUUCUGGCUAGAUCAUUUCAAGGUGUGGGCUCCUCCUGUUCAUCUGUGGCUGGGAUGGGAAUGCUUGCUAGUGUGUACACUGAUGAUGAAGAGAGGGGUCGUGCCAUUGGGAUAGCCUUGGGAGGCCUGGCGCUGGGAGUGUUAGUUGGGCCCCCAUUUGGCAGCGUGAUGUACGAGUUUGUUGGGAAGACCGCCCCUUUCCUUGUUCUGGCCUUCCUGGCUGUGUUUGAUGGAGCCCUGCAGAUGUUUGUUCUUCAGCCCACAAAGGUGGAACCAGAGAGUCAGAAGGGGACCUCGCUGUGGACUCUGAUGAAGGAUCCAUACAUUCUAAUUGCAGCUGGUGCCAUUUGUUUUGGAAAUAUGGCCAUUGCCAUGAUGGAGCCAACGCUGCCAAUCUGGAUGAUGGAGACCAUGUGUGCCAGGAAAUGGCAGCUAGGCGUCGCUUUCUUACCAGCGUCUAUCUCCUACCUUAUUGGAACCAACAUCUUUGCCACACUGGCACACAAGAUGGGCAGAUGGCUUUGCGCUCUUAUUGGAAUGAUGGUGGUUGGAAUCAGUGUAAUAUGUGUUCCAUUUGCUGGAGACAUCUAUGGUCUGAUUCUUCCAAACUUUGGUGUUGGCUUUGCUAUUGGCAUGGUGGACUCUUCUAUGAUGCCUAUAAUGGGUUACCUGGUGGACCUGCGGCAUGUGUCUGUUUAUGGAAGUGUGUAUGCCAUUGCUGAUGUGGCUUUCUGCAUGGGAUUUGCUUUAGGUCCAUCUAUUGGAGGAUCCAUAGCUGAGAGCAUUGGCUUCCCGUGGCUGAUGACCAUCAUCGGAGUAGUGGAUAUUUUAUUUGCUCCACUUUGUCUUUUCCUAAGGAAUCCACCUGGACAGGAAGAGAAAAUUGCAAUUUUGAUGGAUACCAACUGCUCAAUGAAGACGAGGUCCUACUCCACACAAGGGACGUAUUAUCAGGGUGAAAGCAUGGAUCCAGAGUACGAUGAAUAUGACUAACUGGACACCAGCAAUAAAGGUUAAGCUUUCAGAGAAUCUAUUUUGUUGUACAAAAAAUAAGGAACACAGAAGAAAAGAAACGGCAAGAAACAAAAUGGCCGAGAUGUUUCCCUGUGAAUGUCCUGCGUUGAGUCUUCACCGUACAGUGUCUCUUAGCAGUUGUCCUGGAGCAAAGCAAAAUUGUUCUUGAUUUGUUGUUGCAAAUGCAUUGUGUGAGAUAUUUUUAGCCAACAGCCUUAUUCAAUAGAGAGAAAAGCACUUUUUGGGCAGUAGAAUGGCGCUGAGCAGCAAGUUCUCUGUGCUGGUUUAUUUCAAAUACAGAUCUGUAAUCAUUCAUAUGUCAGUCAUUAAAAAGCUCCGUUUUAUCUACUCUAUGCCCAUGAUAAUGUCAAGAAUAUUAUCAGAAUGUGGUGUGCAGGGUGGUAGUAUAUUGGGUAACUGUGUGGUAUGUCUAAUUGUUGGUUGUGUAAAAUUGUUGUGUAAAGUUUCUUGCUUUGACACUGUUCCAAAAGAACACAGGAGUCUUAAACCCAGAUGUUCUGGUUCAGCUCUGUUGGGAACAGUUUGAUCACUUGGUCAUUUUUGGCAAUUUGUAAUUUCCUAACCUUGAAAGUGGCUUUGAACAGCCUCGGGGGGGAUGUGUGGUCUGUAAAGUAAACGGUGCACGUACAGCAUGAAGAGAGGCACAAUCAGGUGGGAGGAUUGUUCAAAUGAGGCGAGCUGCUCAUAUUUUGGUGGAAGAUGUGUAUAAAGGUGUAGUCAGAUCAAUAGUUGCCUGCAUUAGUUUUAGCUUGGUGUACUGUACCUAAUAAACUGACAGCUGAGCUUAUUGUGUCAUAUCAGGGUUAAUCAAGCUAAGAGACAUAUGUAAAAAUGUGGCACUCAGCCUCCAGUCUGCCUUGGAGGCAGAUGUUUAGACCCACUUUCCACUGAAUUGAAAGGGAAUAUCUGUGUUUAGCUUUUCUAUUUAUCUGCAGGUUCUCCAAAUUCAAAAACGAUGGUCUCUGGCACCUCAGAGACACAGUAACCUUCUAUAAACCUAUUAAUCUGGAUGCAAUUCAAAAGGAGAAACUGCUCUGGGAAGAGAUAUAACUCAAACUGGGAUCCGACAAACUGGACUCGGACUUCUAUUUUAUGUCUUCUGAACAUCUCUGGCAAAAUGUACUUAAGAGGGGUGUAGUCAAAACUAGGAGAGGACAGGAAGUAGCAGCCCUUGUCAAAAUCACCCACAGGAGCUGGCACAGUUAGUUGACUAAUAGCAAAUUUUGUGUGUCAAAGUUCAGUCAGAUUGAUCUUUGGGUGAACUGAAGGAGGCAGGUCAAUUCACAGACAGGAAUGGUAAAUUUUGGUGUGACUGCACUUCAUGAGUGUAUUUAUUAAUCCCCACACCCUUCGAUUUAUCUUCCACCUCAGCCAGCCCUUUGGAACUUUGCGCUGCCGCAUCUACAUGAACCAAAACAAUAAGUGCUUUGGGCAUGGAGCCAAGACCUGCAGCUUGGCUUGUUAUAAGGGCUGUUUAGGAAAGAUAUGAGCGAUUUAUUCCAAAAAAUAAAAUUAAUUCAUUGUAUCCUCCUACUAACAACAAUUCUGGCAACAUCAGAGGGAAAGAUCAUUUACAGAUGCUUUUUGUAACGUGCACUAGCAUAUUCAUUAUAUCAUGAGAAUGCAGUGCUGUCAGUAGAGUAGAGUAGAGUAG
Monopterus albus (swamp eel) is the source of this 3533-nucleotide messenger RNA. RefSeq names its product solute carrier family 18 member 2 (gene slc18a2). Gene Ontology annotation, biological process: xenobiotic transport; transmembrane transport; aminergic neurotransmitter loading into synaptic vesicle. The coding region runs from base 284 to 1837 and encodes 517 amino acids. Gene Ontology annotation, molecular function: xenobiotic transmembrane transporter activity; serotonin:sodium:chloride symporter activity. The transcript is spliced from 16 exons. Lineage: Eukaryota; Metazoa; Chordata; Actinopteri; Synbranchiformes; Synbranchidae. The record is from RefSeq and is a predicted model, not a curated record. Gene Ontology annotation, cellular component: synaptic vesicle membrane; terminal bouton.